GCAGAGGUGACGUGUGGACAGGUAGUCUCGGGGCGUGUCCUCUGAGCACGUACUGACCGGAGCUGCUUUUUGUCGACGUUAAAGAAAGAAGUCCUCGUCGAGAAGAGGAGAAGAGACGCUCCACAGACACAGACAUGGAUUUAAUUCGCUCGCUUUUGUCGCUGCUGUUGGUUUUCUGCUGGGUUUCUGUCUCUGAUGCGGCAGGUAAAGGACGAGGUUUUAUCGGGUAUGUGGACCCUGAAGACUCAAAAAAAGUUGUUGUGGACCAGGAAACGUCUGAAGCGCUGAAGAGUCAUCUCACCACGGUCUUCAUCCCCAUCAUCUACGUCAUCGUGCUCGUGGUGGGACUUCCCGCCAACGGCAUGGCCAUCUGGGUGUUCCUCUUCAGGACCAAGAAGAAGCACCCGUCCACCAUCUACAUGGCUAACUUAGCUCUGGCCGAUUUGCUUUUUGUCAUCUGGACGCCCAUGAAAAUAUCCUACCAUUUCAACGGCAACAACUGGAUCUUCGGAGAGCCGCUGUGCAAAGUCCUCGUCGGCUUCUUCUACGGAAACAUGUACUGCUCUGUUCUGUUCAUCACCUGCCUCAGCGUGCAGAGGUACUGGGUCGUGGCACAUCCUCUGUCCCAGCAGAGGAAGAACAACAAAGUGGCCAUCGGCGUCAGCGUGGCCAUCUGGGCGUUCAUCUGGCUCACCACCACGCCUCUCUACCUGUAUGACCAAACCGCCCAACUCAAAGAUCCCAACAUAACCACGUGCCACGACGUCAACGUCAUAAAGGACGCCCAAAACCCGUUCCCUUCCGUGCAGCUCCCCUACUUUUACUUCAUCUUCAUGGGUAUGGUUGUGUUCCUCGUCCCUUGCAUAGUGAUCGUCGUGGCCUAUGUUCUGUUACUCAGGGCUCUUGGGAACAGCAUGGAUGACAGUUCAGCAGCAAAGAACCGGCAGAGAGCCGUGGUGUUGAUUGUGACCGUCCUGGUGACGUUCCUCGUGUGUUUCAUCCCCAGUAACAUCAUGCUGAUCGUGCAUUACUCGCUCCUGAAGGACGGAGUGAUAAAUAACGGUUACAGCUUCUACCUUUCCACGUUAUGCUUGGCAAGCCUCAACAGCUGCCUGGACCCGUUUAUCUACUACUUUGUGUCGGAGGACUUCAGGAACCACGUGAAGAACACUCUGCUGUGCAGGAGCAGCAGGACUGUGGAGAGGAUGAGGGUUUCCUUCAGCUCCAUGAAAUACUCCAGGAAGAGCAAGUCGUACAUGUCGGAGAGCGGGAACACGCAGAGCAGCACCUGUUAACCAGACUCUGAUGAGAUCACAUCAUCGUGCCUGUCUGAGCUGAAAACACGAGGCGGUGUGAGGAUGGACGUCAGGCGCAACCAGGUAACCUCAACGCAGGAGAAAACCAAAGAUGAACUUUAAAAUGUGAAGAUGACUGUGCUGGAGUACAAUUUAAGAUGUAUAUGACUUCAUUAUGAACUGAUGUCUAGUGUUAAAAUGUGAAAACCUGAAUACAUGUUUUAAGUUUUUUAUAUAUAAAAGGUUUGUUUAUUGUUCAUUUAGGCCACACGGCUGCAGAAAAUGUUUUUUUUUUCCCCUCACAAUAUUUUGACUGACUAGUUGCACUGAAGGGCAUAAAACCUCUGUAAUAAAAGAACCAAAUCAAUCUGACGUGCGUAUAUUUAAAGUCUAAUGAAUAUAGCUUCAGUCAAAUCAGCGACAGAAGAGGAGUUCCUGUUUUUUUGUUUGUUUUCCUGCUGCAGCCGACAUGUUAUCUGUUGUAUCUAUUUUUACCGCCUGUGUUUAAGGUGACAACAAAGGUGGUAUUGUUACGUCGUCUCUUUUAAAUAAAUGCAUAAACAAGA
This is a messenger RNA of Larimichthys crocea (large yellow croaker), 1861 nucleotides long. RefSeq names its product coagulation factor II (thrombin) receptor-like 1, tandem duplicate 2 (gene f2rl1.2). The transcript has 2 exons. The record is from RefSeq and is a predicted model, not a curated record. Gene Ontology annotation, biological process: phospholipase C-activating G protein-coupled receptor signaling pathway; positive regulation of Rho protein signal transduction; blood coagulation. The coding region runs from base 135 to 1295 and encodes 386 amino acids. Gene Ontology annotation, molecular function: thrombin-activated receptor activity. Lineage: Eukaryota; Metazoa; Chordata; Actinopteri; Sciaenidae. Gene Ontology annotation, cellular component: plasma membrane.